Messenger RNA from Entelurus aequoreus (snake pipefish), 6414 nucleotides. It is a transcript of the gene sun1b, whose product is annotated as Sad1 and UNC84 domain containing 1b. Bases 245 to 3433 code for a protein of 1062 amino acids. Gene Ontology annotation, biological process: nuclear envelope organization. Gene Ontology annotation, molecular function: protein-membrane adaptor activity. The record is from RefSeq and is a predicted model, not a curated record. The transcript has 23 exons. NCBI's taxonomy places the organism in Eukaryota, Metazoa, Chordata, Actinopteri, Syngnathiformes, Syngnathidae. Gene Ontology annotation, cellular component: nuclear envelope; meiotic nuclear membrane microtubule tethering complex.
UGUUGUGCACCACUAGCGCAUAUUACACACACACACACAUACACACACACUGGAUACUUUGGAACUUUCCCCAUCCUGGAGUAAUAACGUCGAGUUCCCAAACAAAACAAGAAACGUGACGUUUUUUUUUGUGUUUUUUUUAUUGGAAUACCGGAAUAAGUUAGCUCAUUGUCAGCAGUGGAUCCUAUUGGCUGGAGGAUGGUAGCAUGUAUGGAUUCAUAUUCCACGGUCUAAACAACGAAGAAUGACCAUGGAUUUUUCCCAACUGCACACAUACGCGCCGCCACAGUGUGCUCCGGAGAACACCGGCUAUACCUACUCCCUCAGCUCCAGCUAUUCAACCGCAGCAUUAGAGUUUGAGAAGGAGCACCAGAUCGCUCCAGUGUACGAGUCCCCCAGGAUGUCCCGGCGGAGCUUGCGUUUGCAAACCAGUGCCAGUCACCAUGGUAACGACAGCCAGGGUGACUUCACGCAGAACCAGAGCAACAGUAGCUACACUACCAAGAGAGAGUCACGGACCCUGCGGAGUAGAAAGCUGCAGGCCAGUUCCACCUCCAUGUCGCUGUCCCUAAGCCAAGCUGCAACUCCGAGGACAACCUUCAGUUUCCUAGCUGUUAGUACCCCCAUUAACAGCAGCAGUAGAAGCAUUGAGGAAAGCAACUCUGUGCCUGAUGCCUCAUUGCACACGACUGCGAUGGACCAGAUGCACCUGAGGCAGCGCACCAUCACUAAAACCACUACAACUGUGGACGGCAACUGGGGCAUGACUUCUCACUCUGAGCAGAGCGCGUCAAGCGUCAACGGCGACAUCAGCGCGUCAAACUCUCACACAACGCUCGCCAACGGUUACGUCUGUAAAGACUGCUCCUUUCACUCUCAACAAAUGGAUUCCCACACCACACACUCGUCUUUAUCGACAUCACAUGAUGCAGACGUCUCCAAGGCGGAUGCGUUCUCCUACUCGUCGUCAUCACCCUUCACAAAUAUAUACUCCAGGGACAGGAGUCGCAAGACCAAGACGGGUGUCUUAACGUCCGUGUCCAAUACGUGUGUGCGCUUGAGCAAGAAAGUCCUGGCUCCCUUUGUGUCCUUCUUCACUUUGCUCUACAGCAGUGUGUGCUGGCUCUCUGCACGGACAAACAUGGCGCAAGAAAGAGGUGUGUUUGCAUCAUGUACAGACUCCAUGAGACGGACAAUGUCCUCCAGUUUGUCUCAAGUUUGGCUUUUAAAGCAAAACACUCUGGGCAGAUUGAUUGGCAACAAGUCAGAAGACUCUCAAGUACAAGCUCACUCAAGUUUCUGCGGGAGCAUGAAUGUAGUAAAUGAUCUAGCAAAUGAAGAUGCAUCACAUCUCAAUCUCAAUGGUUCCCUGUGUGAUGACUGUAAAGGGAAGCAGUUCUCUGAGACACAGACCGUCCUCCUCACACAGUCCUCCAGGUCUCAGCGCUUGGUGGGGGCGCUGUGGAGCCUACUGGCUUACACAGGUCACUGCCUCCUCCAGCCGGGUUAUUUUGUGGCGAGAGGUGCUAAAGCUUUGGGUUCAAGUGUUGGGACAAUGACACAGAGGAUCCUCACACUAUUGUGGACGGCUGUAACAGCACCAGUGAAGGCGGGCCGGAGUCUGCUGUGGAUUCUUGCCACUGGCUGGUACCAGCUCGUGUCCCUCAUGUGUAUUCUCAAUGUCUUCUUUCUGACACGAUGCCUUCCCAAACUCUGGAAGCUUCUCCUGCUUCUUCUGCCCCUUCUGCUCCUCUUAGCUUUGUGGCUGUGGGGUCCGUCCACCGCUGCCCUCUUAGCCUUCCUCCCAGCCGUAAACAUCACUGAGUGGCGUCCUUCCUCUCCCAUUACUUUCUUGUCCAACUUGGUGCCUGCCGCUGCUCCAAUUCUUUCACCAAGACCAGAGUCACCAAUUGCUCAGACACCAGCCACAACGGUUUCUCAGGCACCACCAAUUGUUGUCCCGAGUCUGGACUUGGAACGCCUUGAACGUUUGGAGCGCCAGCUCGCCCUUUUGUGGGAACGAGUGCAACAGAGUGACGAGAAGCAGGAGAAGCAUCACACGGACAUAUUGAGUCUGUACAACAGCCUGAAGGAGAAGCUCCACACCGAGACAGACAGGGAGAGACUGGGCUUGUGGGUGUCAUCCCUGCUCGAGCAGAGGUUGGGCGUGCUGCGGGGAGAUCUCAAGCAGGACAGCAUACUCAGAGUGCAGAGCGAGGAGCAGCUGAAAGUGCUUCAAGAGAGUCAAACAACACGCUUAGCUGAUUUGGAAUUGCUGCUCAGCGCUUUGGCUUCCAAGACUGAGGGGGUGCAGCAGAAACAGCGGCAAUAUGAGCUUGAGAAAGAGGACAUGAAAAAGGAAUUUGUCGCUCCGGUAGAAGACACACCUCCCCUUAGUGUGUUUGUGCAGCAGGAGGACCAUGAUGCUUUGCUGGCAGAGGUACAAAGACUUGAGUUGGACCUGGGCAGAAUCAAGCAGGACCUGCAAGGUGUUAUGGGAUGUAAGGGCAAGUGUGAGCAGCUGGACUCGCUGCAGGAGACGAUAACUGCGCAGGUGUCCUCCCAGGUGCGUAAGGAGUUGCAUGCUCUGUUCUAUGGCAGCGGCUCGUCGGGAGAGGGUCAAGGGGAGGUGCCAGAGUCUCUGGUCCUCUGGCUUUCUCAGCGCUACGUGAGCACGCCCGAUCUGCAGGCAUGGCUCACCUCUCUGGAACAGAGAAUCAUGAGGAACGUGUCCAUGCAGCUGGAGCUUAACCGAGCUCAGACUGUCAUUGAGACAGAGUACAAGGCGUCUUUGGCGCACACAGUGACCGACUCUGUGCAUAUAGCUGCUGCAGCCGAAGGGCUGACAGAAGAGCAUGUAAAGCUGAUUGUCCAGAAUGCGUUGAAGCUCUACUCUCAGGACAGGACUGGUCUGGUGGACUAUGCUCUGGAGUCUGGAGGUGGCAGUAUCCUCAGUACUCGCUGCUCUGAAACGUAUGAAACCAAGACGGCCCUCAUGAGCCUGUUUGGUCUCCCACUCUGGUACUUCUCCCAGUCGCCGCGAGUUGUCAUCCAGCCUGACAUGUACCCGGGUAACUGCUGGGCUUUCAAAGGCUCGCAGGGUUAUCUGGUGAUCAGGCUUUCACUAAGGAUCAAGCCCACAUCCUUUUGCUUGGAGCACAUCGCCAAAGCCCUGUCACCGACUGGAAACAUCACCAGCGCCCCUCAGAACUUCACAGUCUUUGGUCUAGAUGAUGAGUAUCAAGAAGAGGGCGAUUUGCUUGGUCAUUACACUUACCAGGAAGAUGGAGAAUCAAUGCAGAUUUUCCCCGUUCAGGAGCCGACUGCCAAGGCCUUCCAGAUUAUAGAGGUGCGCGUGUUGUCUAAUUGGGGACAUCCAGAUUACACCUGCUUGUAUCGCUUCCGAGUCCACGGAGAGCCAAGGCCUCAGUGAACCAACUACCACUAUAUAUACAUGCACACUCUCAAUAUAUUUUUAAAAAACUCAACCUAUCUGUACAUAGCUCUUCCAACUCCUGAGGUGAAGACGCUCUGAAGUUCCUGUUGAUGUUUAUAUGCGAGAGAAUAUCCAAAAGAUUGUCGAAAGAAAGUAAGCCAAACUGGAUCACGGAGGUGGGUUUGUGUUGCUGAAAUACUCACGAGGAUGUCUGCAUGAGUGAACAAAAGAAGAUUUGAAGUCCAAAUCGUGUUUUCCUCUUGCACUGAAUCAACACAUGAGGGCACAAGACAGAACAAUUGGAAAGGAAUUAGGACAUACCGCAUCCCGAUCUCAUUUGGGGUGUGUUCUAAGUCAUCCACAAUAAAUGUUUCCUCUUGUAUUUUAAUUUGGGUGGCUGGGCAUCAUGCCACUUGUUUUGGGUUUGUCAGAAAAUCUGAAUGUUUUUCUACUUUGGAGGCUUGAUGCAAGUCCCCCUUUAAGCGCACUGCAGCACUACACUGAACAAAAAUAUAAAUGCAAAUCUUCUGUUUUUACUCCUAUUUUUCAUGAGUUGAACUCAAAGAUCUACAACUUUUACUAUGUACACGAAAUACCUACUACUCUCAAAUAGUUUUUCAUAAAUCCGUGUUAGUGAGCAUUUCUUUUUUGCCAAGAUAAUCCAUCCCACCUCAUAGGUGUAGCAUAUCAGGAUGCUGAUUAAACUGCAUGAUUAUCGCACAGGUGUGCCUUAGGCUGCCCAUAAUAAAAGGCCACGCUGAAAUGUGCAGUUUUAUAACACAGAUGAUGCAGGUUUUGGGGGAGUGUGCAAUUGGCAUGCUGACUGCAGGAUUGUCCACCAGAGCUGUUGCCCAUUACCGUAUUUUUCUGAGUAUAAGUCGCACCUGCCGAAAAUGCAUAAUGAAGAAGGAAAAAAACAUAAAUAAGUCGCACUGGAGCCCGGCCAAACUAUGAAAAAAACUGCGACUUAUAGUCUGAAAAAUACGGUAAUUGUUCAUUUCUCCACCAUAAGCAGUCUCCAAAGGCGUUUCAGAAAAUUUGGAAGUACAUCCAACCGGCCUCACAAACGCAGACCACACGUUACCACACCAGCCCAGGACCUCCACAUCCAGAUUGUGCAUUUCUCCACCAUAAGCCGUCUCCAACGUCGUUUCAGAGAAUUUGGAAGUACAUCCAACCGGCCUCACAAACGCAGACCACAUGUUACCACACCAGCCCAGGACCUCCACAUCCAGCAGGUGCACCUCCAUGAUUGUCUGAGACCUGCCACCCGGACAGCUGCUGCAACAAUUAGUUUGCAGAACCAAAGAAUUUCUGCAGAAACCCGACAAACUCUCAGGGAUGCUCAUCUGCAUGCUUGUCGUCCUCAUCGGGGUCUCGACCUGACUGCAGUUGGUCGUCGUAACUGACUUGAGUGGGCAAAUGCUGAUAUUCAAUGGCGUCUGGGAUGUUGGAGAGGUGUUCUAUUCACGGAUGAAUCCCAGUUUUUACUUCUGGGCAGUUGGCAAACAGCGUGUGUGACGUCAACCUUGAUGUCAACGUUGUGAAUUGAGUGGCCCAUGGUGGAGGUGGGGUUGUGGUAUGGGCAGGCAUAUGUUACGGACAACGAACACAAUUGAUAGCAUUUUUGCAUGCACAGAGAUACCGUGACGAGAUCCUGAGGCCCAUUAUUGUGCCAGUCACCCGAGACCAUCGUCUCAUGUGGCGGCAUGACAAUGCACGGCCCCAUGUUGCAAGGGUCUGGGUGCAAUUUCUGGCCAGCAUACUCACCAUACAUGUUGCCCAUUGAGCAUGUUUGGGAUGCUGAGAAUCGGCGUAUACGUGUUCCAGUUCCUGCCAAUAUUCAGUAACUUCGCACAGCAAUUGAGGAGGAGUGGACCAACAUUCCACAGGCCACAAUCCACAACCGGAUCAACUCUAUGCGAAGUUGAUGUGUUUCACUGCAUGAGGCAAAUGGUGGUCACACCAGAUACUGACUGCUCUUUGACACCCCCAGACCUCAAUAAAGCAAAACUGCACAUUUCAGAGUGGCCUUUUAUUUUGGGCAGCCUAAGGCACACCAGUACAUUAAUUCUGCCGUUUAAUCAGCAUCUUGAUAUGCCACAUUUGUGAGGUGGGAUGGAUUAUCUUGGUAAAGUAGAAGUGCUCACUAACACAUAUUUGUGAACAUUUGAGAGGAAUACGUCUUUUGUGUAUAUAGUAAAAGUUUUAGAUAUUUGAGUUCAACUCACGAAAAAUGGGAGAAAAAACCAACAUGUUGCGUCUAUAUUUUUGUUCAGUAUAUAAACCACUGACCUAAGGAGCUCUGUACAUUAGCCAGCAUUGAUAUAGCGUGUGUGUGCUUAUGAAAGGACUUUGAGGAUUGCAACCAGCAUGUGGCUCUUCCUGACCUACUUUUUUUAAAUGUACAUUUUCAUGAGUGUUCUCUAUGAAAGACAUGUGCCUAGAUCUCCAAUUGGCAAUCAGUACAGAAAGGUUAACCUCGAGUUGUCUCCUUUCUCGGUUACUGCUUCCCUUUAUCCGAAGCCCAGACCGAAUGUAAUCUGUACAUUUGUAUUGUCUAUAUAGUUAUCUGCUUUUACAAUGUUGAUUUAUAUUAAAAAAAAAACGUUAUUAUUGUAUAACCAUUAUUUACACUGUUACUCAUGUUUUUUUUUGUUCAUUUGUUUUUAGGGGUUGAUAAUGUUUUGUAUGGAUGCACUGCAGAAGAUGCCAUCGAGAGUUUGUUUAAAGAACUUAGAUUUUUAUUUCAAAUAUACAAGAAUACCUAAAAUAUGUACAACUUGUUUUUUCACAGUCUUAUUUAUUAAGUCAAUUGGUGACUGCAGAAUAUAAAUUGAUGCAAUGUAUAUUUUGUCUAAAAAGCUCUUCAGUGCAUUUUGGAAGCGUCUUGGGGAUUUUUUUUUUUAAAGAUAAAUUGCUAUUUUUGUUCUCAUUUAAGACAACUGUUCUGGAGUAUAUUCCAAUAAAACAUUUAA